GGGGUGGUUCUGUACCGGGAGCUCCGUGCUGUGUGCGGGAGGAAGGAGGCUGAGAUCGCCCUUUUAGCCUCCCGCACCUACGCCAGGCUGCUGUGAGCAGGGUCAGCUUGUCUCUUAAAUCCUGCCCAGCCCUGGUGGAGCUCCGGUGGGGAGAACUGCCACAGAAAGGGAAGUUUGUUUCUUUCGGAGCCCCAAACCGUUGCCGCUCUCCAAGCCCUCGUUUGGGCUAUUACUCAUGCGUUGCCACAUCAGUUCUUGUCGUGGCUCUGGAGGUGCCAGUGCAAAGAUCAGGUAAUAAGCUCCUGCUAGACUGUCCGCAGCUGCUCACCUGUCCCUGCAAUACCUUUCCAUUCGCAGGAGCACGGUGCUGGGCCAUUCUGUCACUGACAACAACUGCUUGGUACCAACGGCCUUGUUGUGUCAGAGCUGGUGAAUAUUUUGCUAUGAAAAGGAGAAGAGGGCUUCUGUUUUCAGGACAGGUCCCUAAUCACUCCCCUGCCCAGGCUCCAUGGAGCGCUCUGCCACCUAGACGGCUGCUUGCAGAAGGGGAUGGGUCAGGAGGAGGUUAAUGUGGAAACAAACUGUAUCUUUGGCUUCAGCUCCCCUUUGAUCUUUUGCUCUCAGCCCUGCAAACUCCCAGGUCAAAAAGUGGCAGGGCACAGACUGCGUUCUGCUGUGAAAGAUCCCCAGAAGGUUUGUCCUUUGGGCUUCUGUGUCCAAGAAAAUUUCAUCAGAGUGGCAGAGCUGGAGCUCCCAAGCUAGGCAGCACUGCUGGUAGGCUCAUCCUUUUGCCAGAGAUCCUACAGUUUUUGGCUGAACAGCAGUGAGGAAUAUUACUUUUAGUUUCUAAAACCACAGAACUUGUUUAACGGUGUUCUAGAAGAAUGUGCUUUGCUUCAGGUGUGUAUGAAUACGCCAUUGUACAGAUGAUUAACUGUGGUUAGAGAGGGUAUCUUCUCUUGUCACAUGGAAAAACAAAUAACGUGAUAUGUGCCCAGACAUUGGCAAUGUGCCAAAUCAUCCUCAUAACUAAGGGCUAUUUUUUUCCCUUCCUCAGCCAUAAACAUGAGUUCAGCAGGGAGGAGAAGAGGAAAGCCCAACAGAGGAGGAGGAAGAGGGAGAGGAGGCAGUGGAAGAGGAAGAGGAGGUGGCAGCAGUGGCCAUUCAAACAAGUCUCAACUUGGUAGAAAUAGGAAAUGUUCAACCAAAAUCUGGGAUGAUGGAGAUGACUUUUGUCUCUUCGAGGAACCAAGAUCAAAUGCCUCUGCCAGAAGAGGAGGGCAAAAACAACAGAGACCUGAAGCAAGAAUGCCUCUGCAGACCAUACAUAUGACAUCAGAGAAUCAGAGAAGAGUGAAGGAACUUCUUCAAGAGCUUCAAGGGCAGGAGCUGGCUCCUGAAUCAGAAGUAGCUGGUUCUGGUGAAGAUGAUGAUGAACCUGAUUACCUUGAUGAUGAACAGUGCUGGUCAACAGACCUGGAAGUUUCUGACAUAAUACCAAGGUCAUCUGCUGAGCCAGCUGAGGACAGAAUUGUGGAAAGUGAAGUGUCUUCAUUUGCUGUGCACAAACUCUCCAGGUAUGGUUUUGACAGUGAGCGUUGUAGGAGAAUACUGAGAUCCUGCAAUGGUAAUAUUGGGGCAUCACUGGAGUAUUUGCUAUUGCAGUGCUUUACCGAAAGAUAUGGAGAGAAGGUGCAGGUUUUUCCAACAGCUGCUGAAGCCAGUCAAGAAGAAUGUUUAGAACAGAGACAAGAAGAGGCUUUUGCCCUCCGCUCAAUCUAUGGAGAAAAAUUUGUAGAAAGAAUUCAAAACCGUGUUUGGACUUUUAGUUUGGAAUUGGAGUACCUAGAAAACAGGCUCAGCAAAUCUAAACAAAAGGGUAGUUGUUCUAGGGAUGCAGCAAAGCAGACUUCAAAGGAAAUAUGUAAAUUUUAUCUUCAAAGAGGCUGCAGGUUUGGUUCAAAAUGUAGGUUUGGACAUGAAUUCCCUCCAAACCACUCACUGAAACCAGCCAGGAACUCUGUAGAUGAUGCUCAUCUCAGACCUAACAGUGAUGGUCCCGUAUAUGAACUUGAAGUAAGAUUUCCUGAAGAAAACAAGUAUCCACUCCAGGCACCUCUUGUGGCAUUUUAUUCCACCAAUGAGAAUCUACCUCUUGCUUGUCGUUUACACAUUGCUGAAUUCCUCUAUGGAAAGGCCUUGAUAGCUGCAGAGUCUAAUGAGCCAGUGGUGUACACCUUAGUGGCUUGCUUAGAAGAUGGAUCUGAAAUAAGUGAAUUACUUAAAAAUACUCACCACAAGUAUAGUGUUCCUCCUGUGUCCCUGCUGGCAACACCUUCGGUAAAGCUACAGACAGAGGGUACAUCUGGUUCAACUCAAAUGUCUGAAGCCUCGACAGUGUCGGAGCCUCAGGAAGAAGAAGAGGUGGCAGAAGAGGAGGAAGAUGAUGAGCCUGAACAAGUUGUUGUGGAGAAUGAGAGUUAUGUGAACCUCAAGAAAAAGCUUUCCAAAAAAUAUGAUGUGCAAGCAAAGUCUCUGUAUAAUGAAAAUGUUAAAAUCUGCAGGCAAUUUCGGCUGAAGAAGUCUUCUAGGCAUUUCCAGUCCAUGUUGUAUGAAAGACAGAAGCUCCCUGCAUGGCAAGAGAGAGAAACUAUUCUUGAUUUGCUGAAGAGGCACCAAGUUCUUGUUGUGAGCGGCAUGACGGGAUGUGGGAAAACUACUCAGAUUCCUCAGUUUAUUUUGGACGCUUCAUUGCAAGGAUCUCCAAGCAGAGUUGCAAACAUCAUCUGCACUCAGCCUCGCAGAAUCUCUGCUAUUUCUGUGGCUGAACGUGUAGCCAAAGAAAGAACAGAAAGGAUUGGACUCACUGUUGGAUAUCAGAUCCGUCUAGAAAGUGUAAAGUCCUCAGCUACCAGACUCUUGUACUGCACUACAGGUGUGCUGUUGAGAAGGCUGGAAGGAGAUCUGACUUUGCAGGGAGUCACACAUGUUAUUGUUGAUGAAGUUCACGAAAGAACAGAAGAAAGUGACUUCUUGCUGCUGGUUUUGAAGGACAUAAUGGUUCAGAGGCCAGACCUAUGCAUUAUACUAAUGAGUGCCACCUUGAAUGCAGAGCUUUUUUCUGAAUACUUUCACUCCUGUCCAAUUAUUAACAUACCAGGUCGAACAUUUCCUGUGGAUCAGUUUUUUCUGGAAGAUGUGAUUGCAAUGACAAGGUAUGUUUUAGAGGACAGUAGUCCCUACAAGCGUAAGACAAAGCAAGAAAACAAACAGAAUGGAAGACACAAAAGAACUGCAUUUGAAGAAGUAGAGGAGGACCUGAGACGUGCUGGCAUUCUGGAAAGCACUGACACAGUUGUCAGAGAUUCAGACCCAGACCAAAAAUUAACCCUGAAGCAGCUUCUUACACGAUACAAAGGGGUUAACAAGACAGUGUUGAAAACGAUGUCUGUCAUGGACUUGGACAAAGUUAAUCUGGAAUUAAUUGAAGCCUUGCUGGAGUGGAUAGUUGCUGGCAAACAUUCCUACCCCCCAGGUGCCGUGUUGAUAUUUUUGCCUGGUCUAGCAGAAAUCAAGAUGCUUUAUGAGCAGCUCCAGUCUAAUGCUCUUUUUAAUAACAGGCACAGCAAGAGGUGUGUUGUUUAUCCACUUCAUUCUUCACUGUCUAGUGAAGAACAGCAGUCUGUGUUCCUCAGGCCUCCUGCAGGAGUUAUCAAAAUCAUCAUCUCUACAAACAUUGCAGAAACAUCUGUUACCAUUGAUGAUGUGGUCUAUGUGAUUGAUUCUGGAAAAAUGAAAGAGAAAAGAUACGACCCAAGCAAAGGAAUGGAAAGUCUGGAAGACACAUUUGUGUCCAAGGCCAGCGCUCUGCAAAGGAAAGGGCGAGCAGGCCGUGUAGCCUCAGGCGUCUGCUUUCAUCUUUUCAGUAGCCAUCACUAUAACCAUCAGCUUAUAAAACAACAGUUACCAGAAAUACAAAGAGUGCCCUUGGAGCAGCUUUGUCUAAGAAUUAAGAUUCUGGAGAUGUUUUCUGCACAGAGUCUUCACUCUGUCUUAUCACGACUAAUUGAGCCCCCUAGAACUGAGUCUUUGCGAGCGUCAAAGCUGCGACUACAAGACUUGGGAGCAUUGACCCCAGAUGAAAAGCUCACCCCUCUGGGUUAUCACUUGGCUUCUCUGCCUGUUGAUGUCAGGAUUGGCAAGCUAAUGCUGUUUGGCACCAUCUUCCGCUGCCUGGAUCCUGCACUAACUAUAGCAGCCAGUCUGGCCUUCAAGUCGCCUUUUGUGUCACCAUGGGAUAAAAGGGAAGAAGCAAACAAAAAGAAGUUGGAGUUUGCAGUAGGAAACAGUGACUACCUGGCUCUUCUCCAGGCCUACAAGGGAUGGUGUCUAAGUAUCAAAGAGGGCUCUCAGGCAAGCUACAACUACUGCAAGGAGAACUUUCUGUCAGGAAGAGUUCUUCAGGAAAUUGCCAGCUUGAAACGGCAAUUCACAGAACUGCUUUCUGACAUUGGGUUUGUGAAGGAGGGGUUAAGAGCCAGGGAUAUUGAGAAGAAGUGGUCCCAAGGAGGCGAUGGCGUGUUGGAUGCCACAGGAGAGGAGGCAAAUUCGAAUGCAGAGAACAUCAAGCUGAUCUCAGCUAUGUUGUGUGCUGCACUGUAUCCCAAUGUUGUCCAGGUGAAAAAGCCAGAGGGCAAAUACCAGAAAACAAGUACCGGAGCAGUCAAAAUGCAACCAAAAGCGGAAGAGCUGAAGUUUAUUACCAAAAAUGAUGGUUAUGUUCACAUUCACCCUUCAUCUGUGAAUUAUCAGACGAGGCACUUCGAGAGCCCCUACCUGGUGUAUCAUGAGAAAAUCAAGACCAGCCGUGUGUUCAUUCGAGACUGCAGUAUGGUGUCAGUGUACCCGCUGGUCCUGCUUGGAGGUGGGCAGGUUCACAUGCAGCUGCAGAAGGGCGAAUUUGUCAUCUCUCUUGAUGAUGGAUGGAUACGGUUUGUGGCCGCCUCUCACCAGGUCGCUGAGCUGGUGAAGGAGCUGCGCUGUGAACUGGACCAGCUGCUGCAGGACAAAAUCAAGAAUCCCAGCAUGGAUUUAUGCAUGUGCCCCCGUGGAUCUCGGAUCAUUGGGAUGAUUGUAAAGCUUGUGACCACCCAGUAACUUGAGAACAGCUUUCUAUAAAGACUGUUUGCUACUGUCUGAGAACAGAGCAAGUAACAUCAAUGUUUUGUGUAUUUGGUGUCCCAAAACAUGGCACUGCCCUCUGGAAGACCAAGAUGGCAACUGCACUAUUGACAGAUUUUGGGUUGGUGUUUGGGGGUUUUUUGGGGUGGUUUGGGUGAUUUUUGUUUUGGUUUUGGUUUUUUGUUUUCUUCCCUUUGUUUGCAGAGCACUUGCUUGUUGAAAGUAAGGUGGCUUACAGUACACUCUGGGAAAUGCGAAAAUGACAAAUCUCCCGGGAAGAACAGAAAUGCCAAGAAACAAAGUGUUUUUACAUGAGGCUGUACACUGGCCCAGUGUUUUCUGGUCACAGAAAUACCUGCCACCUAGCUGCUUCUUGUAUUAGUAGUGUGUGGAGGCAGCAUGUGACAUCACAAGCUGCUCCCAAAUUGGUUUAAACUCACUUCUGCAUUUUGGCCAAGACUUUACUGAGAUAGUCAGACUUGGCUGACCAGGGAUCAGUUUGCUUAUGGUUCAACCCAAGGCCCUUUAGAAGGUGAGCUCCUUUUGAUUCCUGUCAGGGGCUUCUGAAAUGGAGUUGAGUGUCUGCUGGCAACAAGGCUGUACUGAUCAGUUGGAGCAAUGUGUUGGCUCAGUGCAGCCUGUGCUGGUUACAGUGUAAAACUGCAGGAGCAUGUGCGUGCUUUCCCAAAAGCCAAGCUUGCACAGCCUUGGGCUGUGAAAAAGUAAACCAGAUGAGAUGGACUGAUGCAGGGCAUUAAAGGCGAUCCUUGGGUGGAUGGUGUUGCUCACUGGUAGGUGGUAGUCAUCCUGCCACCCUGUACAGCUGGAAGGAAGCCCCACUUUUGGAAACUCUUAGCCAAAGUCCUGCUCUGGGGUGCGGACUGCUACAGAAGUGUGGUAAAAUGGCGCAGUAAUAAUGAACUGUUACUUUCCCCUUCAACAUUGCUUAAUUGCAGUGCUGAGCAUUGCCACAGCUGAGCUGCUUCAUAUGCUAGCACUUGCUAGUAUAAUAGUAAGUAAGUGCCUUAAGUGAAAAUAACUUUGAUAUCAUCUAGAAUAGUAAAACCAGGUUUAAAAACUGACUCUACCACCAGCCCUGCCUAGAAAUAACAGGCUGAGAACUCAUAAGCAGAGGGAGGCACAGCAUUUGAAGACUAGUUCAAUUUGAAAAAAGGAACUAAAACCACCAACCACCCCCAAAACAAAUCACACCAGAGUCAGUUUCACAGCACUACACCCUUGCAUGAGGCAGAGGACAGGCACUAGAGUGGCCUCUGCAGUUAUGGUGAACUGCAGAAGGCUAAACUGUUGCCAUCGCUUAAUGUUGGCCAAUAGUAGCACCACACUCUUGUAACUGGACACUUGGGGGGGGUUGGGGUUUCUUUUUUGUUUUGGUGUGGGGUUCCCCCAGGUUUAAUGAAGACCUGUGACAGCCUAGACAUCUUGGGGCAGGGCACGAAGGCACUGUAGAGGCAUAUGGCACGUGUUGUCAGCCAUUAGCUCUGUGUCAAGCUGGAAUGUUAGAUAUGGCAUUGCUUCUGCAUGUGCCUGCCAGUAAGGGAAAGCAAAUACUGUUUUUGUUCAGGUUGGCUGGGGUGUAAAAAGGGAAGCUUCCCUUCUUUUUUUUUUUUACACCUCAGGCUUCGAUACACUUUCAAAGUGGCACCCCCUUGAAUAAAUGGCAUCUCAACCAUCA
Molecule: messenger RNA, 6877 nt
Organism: Phalacrocorax carbo (great cormorant)
Lineage: Eukaryota; Metazoa; Chordata; Aves; Suliformes; Phalacrocoracidae
Source: RefSeq, a predicted model, not a curated record